Messenger RNA from Colletotrichum chrysophilum, 2628 nucleotides. RefSeq lists its product as uncharacterized. The transcript has 3 exons. Bases 1 to 2628 code for a protein of 875 amino acids. Lineage: Eukaryota; Fungi; Ascomycota; Sordariomycetes; Glomerellales; Glomerellaceae. The record is from RefSeq and is a predicted model, not a curated record.
AUGACGCAGGCUGACCGCCUCGAAUGUCCUCUCUUGCGUUGCCGGAAGCGCUUCCCGAACCACGAGCUCAUGCUUAGGCACCUGUACACAUGCGAGCAGCUCUCCACCGGCGAGUAUUGGUGCUAUGAAUGCGACAGGACCGAGAAGUUCACCGACGGUAAAUGCAAACGCUGUCUAGGCCACCCGGGCAAGAGGCGCCGCAUCAUGUCCGUAGCUAAGAACUUCUUCUCCUCGUUGGGUCAGAAGUCGAGACCGCAACAGGAUGUCCCGGACCUCGAUAUGGAUGACGUUGUCAUCCUACCUCCGCCUAGCUACGACUCGAUUCUUGUUCAGCCCCAAGAGGUCGAGCUGUCUUCCUCAUCAGAGAUCUUGGAGAUCGACUCGACGGAGAUACCGCUGCCCAUGCCCUCUACCGCCUUCGCUCCAGGCAGCACCUUCGAUCAAAAGCCUUCCAACCCGUUCGCGACAGGCUCUGUUCCAACGCAACAGUCAAUGCCUGCUCUGCCAGACCUUAAUUUUGAAUGGGGUCUGCAGAAUGGCGUUGACAUGACUGACAUGGGCCGGGUUGACAGGCCAUCAUUGUCGGUACAUACUCAUGGCCUAUCGCAAUAUCGAAAGCAGCACAAGCCGACCACGCGGACGAAGAAUCUAUCUCCCAGUGCUUCACUCAGAUCGAAUGCAAGCACCGAUAGUACUGCCAGCUACCUUGUCUCUCCUGCUUCUGCCUUCAGCGGAGCUUGGACACAUGCCGAAACCAGCCUCACGUCGCCCACGUCGGACAGCAUAAGCCCUGGUGGAAAUCUCUCCCGAGGUUGCUCCAAUGCAAGCCAAUACUCCAACGCAUCUCGCUACACCAACUACGACCUGCAGCUCCAUACGCUUAUCCAGGAGUUACCAGCGGAGGAUAUCAUGCUCCCUCAGACGCUCCCAGACGACAUCGCCUACAACCAGCAGUUCCCCCUUACCGAGGCACCGAAUGCGUCGGCACCGGAGACGGAGAGUAGCAUCCCCGCCGCUGUUGAACAGGCAGAAGAGAUGCUGGCCACCGAGAUGGAAGCAGAAGUCCUCGGCCGUGCCUACUCUGUAGAUGCCAACUCGCUUGUCGGAUCUACUUGGGAGCUCCUCAAGGCUCACGUCAGUUCAUCGAUGGAGAAACUGCAGUGUCUCUCACACAACCACCUCGUGAGAGACUUGCAAUGGCUUUCGCCACAAAGGGUUGCCGAUAUCGGGCUCACAUGUCUAAAGAGAAUCCUCGAGGGCGGGCAACCUGCAUCGACGAUCGAAGCCUUGUGUUUUGUUCACGUCACAUAUUCGCUUUCUCUCAUUGUUCAUGAAGACGACGCUCAGAAUAGGUCAAAACAGCUAUUCGUGCAAGCACAUCUCUAUAGCAACAUAUUCCGCCCAGGAGACCGUGAGGCAUACCUCGAGGUAGCGACGGAGAUAUGGCAUCCCCUGGACUUAUCGACCACUGAACUGGACGAGCUGCUACUGGAGCGUUACCAAGGAUCAGUGUCCAGGUCGUCGAGUCUCAAGGGCAAAGGCCGAGUAUCUCCCCACAGAUUCCAGUUUGGGCAAGACAGUUUCCUCGAGAUAGCGCAAUUCUUCCUUGACGAACUGGAGGUUACAGCUUUGCCGAGUAACGUUCCAGAAUCCAAGGAGGUGCUGGCCUCGACACUAUGGAGCAAGCACCUCGAGGAUGACGCCACACCAGCAAACCCGGCCUUCACGAUUACGGUCAACGCCGUUGCUCGCAUGCUUUGCCAAGAAUUCCCCCAUGCACGCAGGCUUGAGUCGAAGAUGCAGCGUCUUCAGAAGCGCAUUAGUGGAGGAAGCGUUCGAACCGUCAGGAGAGCGGAGUUGGAGCUCAUGCAGGUUGGAAAAGGUUGCAUGUCGGUGCAAGAAUACUUCGACAACUACGUUCCUGAAGUUAGAGAGCGCUUCGGUGCUCUUUACUCACAGCCGAUCCCGGGAUACGCAACACGGUCGGAAUAUCACGCUCACGGCAUCGAACUAAUGAGGAGCAUCAUCUGUGGUCUUUGCGAGAAGCAGGCGUCUACGAAACCUGUGCAUGAUUCCUCUCAGGCAGCAACAGAUGGUAACCUUGAUGAGUUCAUCAGGAACAUGACGAAUGACCUGGAUGGAUCCUUGGGUGACUUCAUGGUUCCCGAUGACUUCGGAAUCCCCAAUGUUCAAGUUUCGAUGGACGCCGCCACACUGUCGGACCCGUUGACGGCUUUCUACGACAGCGGCGAGGACCCAGCGCUGGACAUUCUGCAACCACUCACAACGAUUGGGAACAAGACAGCAGAUAACUCGCCUGGGUCUGCCCAGACUGCAAAGGCCAGCUCAAGCUCAAAAGGUGAAGUGCAGGCGAAUGACUGCUGCGAGAUCUGCGGGUAUCGGCCCAAGGGUGACCCGCAGUGGUUUAAAGGCAGUAUGGCGAAGCACAAGAAGCUGCAACACUCGGCGGCACCACCGAAGAUCUACCGCUGUCCGUACCCGGGCUGCACGAGCCAGUACAAGAAUCGUCCGGACAACUUGAAGCAGCACCAGCAGGAUAAAGGUCACUUUGUCGAAGGAGACACCAGCGUGCGGAGACCUAGCAAGAGGAAGAAGACAAGUGACUGA